GCCUUGGUGCUAUUAAUAAACCAGGACGUUGUUCCUGGACAAACCAUGUUGAGUCACACUAGGUUCCCUGGCGGGUAACUGCCGACUGACGUUGAGCCUUCCAACCGUACACACAGGGCUGUCACACUAGGUUCCCUGGCGGGUAUCUGCCGAGUGACGUUAAGCCUUCCAACCGUACACACAGGGCUGUCACACUAGGUUCCCUGGCGGGUAACUGCCGACUGACGUUGAGCCUUCCAACCGUACACACAGGGCUGUCACACUAGGUUCCCUGGCGGGUAACUGCCGACUGACGUUGAGCCUUCCAACCGUACACACAGGGCUGUAGCAGGGGUGUUCGUUAAACAGACCCACAACAUGGAAGUUGCUCCUCAAACGCAUUAUGAAGAAAUCCAUUUUAUUGACAAGAAAGGCCCACAGAAAUGCCGACCCUGGUGUUCAUCUUCCAUGUGUUUUGUUGUGCUUAUUUUAUCGAUGUUUUUAAAUGGAGGAUUGGGUGCAUUUAUUGUCUACAAGAUGACACACAAAGAGCAUGCUGCGCCGUUUGCUCCAGGCGAGGUUAAGCGACCGGAUAUUGCUGACUCUGUCUGUGUGUCAUGUGACUCUCUAAACGUCCCUGACCUAGCAAGAUCACCAUUGGAGAAUCAGGUCAAGGUCGUUAUACUGGGUCAAGGUUCAUUUUGCUGUUUGGAGAAUACUGAGAGUCUCGGGAUGUAUAUGAAUAUUAUAGUCGGAGAAUAUUACCAUGACCUCAACGGUGACAACAGAGGUGGUGACCUUCCCAUCAACAAUGACAGACCGGCGGCGCAUCUGUAUCUUGAUACAAACAGCGUCACAGAUCAACAUCUACAGUGGGACUCCUCCCUUGGGUGUGGGACGGCACACGUGACUGGGAAUGUUACCUAUAGCAACGGACGUCUACAUGUGCCACGUGACGGCGUGUACUACAUCUACUCCUUCCUUACAAUACGUAAGACAUAGACACAGACAGCCACCUUCUCCUCAUGGGCAAGACGACAUUGAAGGAAAGACAUGGGCAGUUCACCAACAGUUUCUUGGCGGCAAAUUUGAAAUUGAAAAAGAAUGAUGAACUAUUUGUCAGCUUGUCAAACACGUCCUUGGUAUACACAUUUCCACCUGCUAAUUAUUUUGGUGUCCACAUGUUGUAAUAUCAGUUUAGAAAUGUGACCAAUAACAAGAUAUAACCGUCACAUCAAUAUGAAUAACUAUAAUUCAGGCUUCGUAUCAUGUUAACAGGGGUGGUCGGGUAGCCUCGUGGAUAAAGCGUUCGCUCGUCACGCCGAGGACCCGGGUUCGAUUCCCGACAUGGGUACAAUGCGUGAAGCCCAUUCUGAUGUCACCCGCCGAUAUAUUGCUGGAAUAUUGCUGAAGGUAGCGUAAACCAUACGCACUCACUCAUUUCAACUCUGAAGGAAGUCAUCGAGAUCUACUCAACGGCUAGAAGAUUGUAAAUGACACGUGACCAAUAUAUGAAGAUUGGAAUUCCCUGUCUACACCAGUACCAGUAUCAUACUACCGCUUAUUGCUCAUGUUAAGCUACUAAAGGCACGUUUUGAAAUGAAGCAGCGCUUGGAAUGAGCUUCAGUGGCUACCUUUAAAGUCGCAGUAGUGGUUAAUAGUCUAAGUUCCUGCAACUCACUCUCUAGAUUUACCUCCCUUAGCUGCCUAGGGACCUGCUGAUCUCGAUUAUAAUCCUCGACAUUCCUGUGUCACUCGUUGGUAUUCCUGUCGAGUGAAGCUUUGCAGAAAUACUCUUGAAAGCGUCUCAAUCAUUCUGGUGAUUAUCUUCGUUUGGUGAAUGACGGACCAUAUCUACAUUCCACUAUGAUACAAAAGUCAUACUUUGUUAUUUCAGUAUUGUAGUAUUACAUCUGAUAAAAGAACCACAGGACCAUAUCUACAUUCUCCGAUAAUACAAAAGUCAGACUUUGUUAUUUCAGUAUUGUAGUAUUUCAUCUGAUUGUAGAAACACAUAAUUAAGUCUCCAAAGCGACCUAUCAUUAUGGCACACGUUUAGUUGACGGGGAUUAUAACUGCGACCGACUCUCUUGCUCAGCUUCAAUGCUUGCUUUAACCAUUUUUGAGUUACUCGCUUUGUACAGUCAGUUCAUUGUUAUUGGGAAUGUAUUGUUGUGAUGUGCAAUCCCAACUGGGAAUAAAGAGUAUAAAUUCCAACGACAAUUGUCUAGUUUAUGUACAGGCCGCCGUCGCAUGACCGAGUGCUUUUGUUGCGUCAGGCAAGAAACAGACACAUACUUUUUAUGCCAAGUAUGUGCUACCUUCAAGACAGGACAUGCUUAACCAUUUCGCCAACACCAAGUGAUUUUCAUCGAUCCAUACACAUAAUAUCCAUCAGUGGUUUGCCUGUGACACCCACUGGUAUCGGUUUCGGCGGGGGUCUGGUUAUUCUCU
Molecule: messenger RNA, 2433 nt
Organism: Haliotis rufescens (red abalone)
Lineage: Eukaryota; Metazoa; Mollusca; Gastropoda; Lepetellida; Haliotidae
Exons: 3
Coding region: 358-981 (207 amino acids)
Biological process (GO): immune response
Cellular component (GO): membrane
Molecular function (GO): tumor necrosis factor receptor binding
Source: RefSeq, a predicted model, not a curated record